GCUAUCUCAGGUUCAAUCUUUCAAUAUUUACCCUCGGGAAACUCGCCCGGAAUGCUAAUUCCCCUCCCAAAUACUUCCAGAUUUUUUUUAAAUACGAAUUGGAAGUGACUGCGGACCUAUAAUUAUUCUUUGAAGUCCUGCAGUGUAGUAAGAUGACAUAGCAAUCGGUCUAGCUCCAAGGCGUUACUCAAUUCAACAUGUCGCGACUCGCAUGUCGAUCGACCUACACCCGGCUUCAAUGCGCCGGCGUACCCAGACCCGUCCGGACGGCUUCGCCAUGCGUCGCAUACCUACAACGUACGCGAUCAUAUGCCACAGAGAAGAAAGAUCAGGGAUCUAGUUUCCAGGGCCAGAUGCUCGAGAGUAUAAGCUCGCGAAUCGCGCGCGAGAAGGCAGAGAGAGAAAAGUUUGCGAGACAGCGACAGGAGUCCGCGGGAACGAGGCUCUGGGCUACGACUUUCGUCGUUCUCGGUGCCGCUGCUGGCUCUUACUUCUUAGGCACGAAAGCUCCCCGAGAUAUUGACCCUACCUCGACUCUUCCUCUAGCUCUUACUCGCGACCCGAAAUACAAUGUCGACAAGGCGAACCUCGAAGCCGCCUGGGCCGACUUUGCUAGCAUCGUCGGAAAUGAGAAUGUCAGCACAGUGGACUCUGAUCUCGAAACUCACGCGAACUCGGACUGGUCGAGUUACCGCAGCAAGAAGUCGGAGAAGUCGUUCAUGAUAGUCUACCCGAAUUCGACAGACGAGGUUAGCCAGAUUAUGAAGAUCUGCCAUUCGCGACGGAUACCAGUGGUCGGCUACAGUGGAGGUACCAGCUUAGAAGGCCACUUCACACCAACGAGAGGGGGUAUCUGCGUAGAUUUCCAGAGGAUGAACAAGAUCAUUGCGCUGCACAAGGAGGAUCUGGAUGUCGUUGUGCAACCGGCGGUGGGUUGGGAGCUACUCAACGAGGAAAUUGGCAAGGACAACUUAUUCUUCCCUCCUGACCCGGGCCCGGGUGCUCAGAUUGGAGGCAUGAUUGGUACUGGAUGUAGCGGUACGAAUUCGUACCGGUAUGGCACUAUGAGGGAAUGGGUACUCUCGCUUACUGUCGUGCUGGCGGACGGUACGGUAAUCAAGACCCGCCAAAGGCCGAGGAAGAGUUCUGCGGGUUACGAUCUGACGAAGCUCUUUAUCGGCAGCGAAGGCACUCUGGGUCUUGUCACUGAGGCAACUCUUAAGCUUACCACAAAACCCGCUAGCACGAGUGUGGCGGUUUGCGGUUUCGGUACGAUUCGGCAGGCUGCCAACUGUGUCGCGAAAGUGGUUGGUCAGGGUGUCCCGGUUGCUGCCGUCGAAAUUCUCGACGAAGAGCAGAUGAAGUGCAUCAACGAAGCUGGUAUGACGUCGAAGCAAUGGAAAGAAGUCCCUACACUGUUUUUUAAGUUCUCCGGCACCGAGCGUGGCGUCAAAGAGCAGAUUCAGAUUGUCCAGGAGAUGGCUAAGUCAACGGGUAGCAAGAGCUUCGAGUUUGCCCGCUCCGAGGUCGAAAAAGCCGAGCUGUGGAGCGCACGCAAGGAGGCGUUAUGGAGCACCAUGUCCGUCGCCAAGCCCGGCGAGAAGGUUUGGACCGGAGAUGUAGCUGUUCCUAUGAGCCAGUUGCCUCUCCUCAUCGAGGAGACUAAGGACGACAUGAAGAAGAGCGGCAUGUACGGCACUAUUGUCGGACACGUUGGCGAUGGAAACUUUCAUAUUAUUCUACUUUCAAAUGACGAGCAGAGACAUGCUGCCGAGGAGCUAGUGCACCGCAUGGUGAAGAGAGCCGUCGAAUUGGAAGGAACAGUAACAGGUGAACACGGAGUUGGUCUAGUCAAGAGGGAUUAUCUACCGCACGAACUAGGCGAGAGCACAGUAGACACGAUGAGAAAGAUCAAGCAAGCGCUUGACCCUCUCAGUCUGCUAAAUGCCGACAAGGUUGUCCGGGUACAGAGGCCGAAGCCUGGUGAGGUUGCCGAAUGGUGAUGCUACUAUAUAAUCAGCAUUUGUAUAGGCGACAUCGUUACCCCUUAUAUACCUCCUAUCUAUAUCCCGGCGUAUUGCCUAAAAAUACCGAUUUUGUAACUUCACGUGUACUUAUCCAUUUCUAUGCCUCAUUCACUCCAGAUAUUGUACGAGUGCGAAUAUGUGGGAAGCGAUUAUGUCUUUGAGCCUUAAUGGUGUUGCACUUUCGCGCCCUAUUAAAUUCGAUACUAUGGGGCAUUUACUCCAUGCGUGUUGCCCCAAGGCUCAAUAACAGCUGUGAGCCACCGCUACCACUACCCCUUUACGCCAAUCCCCAUGUCGGCACCUUAUUCAAAUAUACGACUUAAUCACUCAUACACGAAGCAAAAAGGCGAAGCCCCUACGGUGUCAAGCAAUUCGCGGUACUUGAACGACCCGCCAACCGGGCUAACGUCAAGCACGUCGUCCAGCGUUCCGUUGCGACUCGCCGGCAUGUUCAUCAUAGUGAUAGUUCCAGCCAUGGUCUACAUACGUCUUAGUCAACGCCUAAAAUCAAAAUACUUGAUGAUGAUCUCACCUGUCGGUUCUCCCAGUCAAGGUUCUGCCAGAUGAAGUACAUGCGGUCGAUCUGUCCGUGGUGCUGAUAGAAGCCAGGCUCUAGCGGUGAGAAGUAGAAGUCCCCGCCCGGGUCGCCAGCGAUGGCGAAAUGACCACCACCG
Messenger RNA from Daldinia decipiens, 2701 nucleotides. RefSeq names its product D-lactate dehydrogenase mitochondrial precursor. The transcript has 6 exons. Gene Ontology annotation, cellular component: mitochondrion. The coding region runs from base 198 to 2003 and encodes 601 amino acids. Gene Ontology annotation, biological process: lactate catabolic process. Gene Ontology annotation, molecular function: D-lactate dehydrogenase (NAD+) activity; FAD binding; D-lactate dehydrogenase (cytochrome) activity. The record is from RefSeq and is a predicted model, not a curated record. NCBI's taxonomy places the organism in Eukaryota, Fungi, Ascomycota, Sordariomycetes, Xylariales, Hypoxylaceae.